Messenger RNA from Nicrophorus vespilloides, 832 nucleotides. Its product is annotated as transmembrane protein 205. The record is from RefSeq and is a predicted model, not a curated record. NCBI's taxonomy places the organism in Eukaryota, Metazoa, Arthropoda, Insecta, Coleoptera, Silphidae. Bases 1 to 828 code for a protein of 275 amino acids. The transcript has 3 exons.
AUGUGUCUACCAACAAGAAGCGAGCUCAGGCCUCCGAGACCAAGCAAAUUUGUGCUGAAGAAGCAGUUCAAGAACUUGCAGACCUUUGAAAACACAGUAGACGAUGCUGACUUCGACGAUGUCCUUUCGCAAACAACACAGUACACGAAGACAGCUAUUGAUGCGAUCAAUGACAACAUUAAGUGCUUCCAGAAAUCCGCAGCUUACAAGAUUCUGUUCAAGACGACGCAACCAGCUCAUUUGAUAACAGCCGUGGCCGUGGCUGCGAUCGGUCUUAUGCUGUAUCCAAAUUCAUACGAAAAUGCAGAAGCUCCAUCAAGUAUUUUCAAUUUAAUAUAUUUGGGAUCGUUUAGCAUAUAUUUCGGAACUCAGAUAUGGAUGACUUUCGUUUCCGGCCUCUCCCUGUACUUCUCGCUGCCUCGUCACCAUUUCGGUAACGUUCAAAGGGUUCUCUUCCCCAAAUACUUCUUGCUGAAUAGUCUCCUCUGCAUGUUGACUCUUUGGAUUUUUGUUAAACGUCACCAGACUGAGAUGCUACAGAUAUUGGUGUUAACGACAUCCUUUCUGAUCAACCUAUUGAUUAGGCUCUACCUGGCUCCACCGCUCUUGAAAUUGAUACUGAUGAAGAACAGGAUUGAACAUGCGGCCGGCAUUGGAAUGGAAAUUGGGGUUCACGAUGCCGGCCCAUUAAAAAAUUGCCCACACUAUAUCAAGAUCCAUAGAUCAUUCCGCACCGUCCACAUGACCAUAGCCAUCGGUAAUAUUAUUACCAUGGCUUGCUCCGUGAGUCACCUAAAUUAUCUCAGCCAUAAACUAUGUGAUUUGUAAACAU